Molecule: messenger RNA, 1428 nt
Organism: Talaromyces atroroseus
Lineage: Eukaryota; Fungi; Ascomycota; Eurotiomycetes; Eurotiales; Trichocomaceae
Exons: 6
Coding region: 1-1428 (475 amino acids)
Biological process (GO): transmembrane transport
Cellular component (GO): membrane
Molecular function (GO): transmembrane transporter activity
Source: RefSeq, a predicted model, not a curated record
AUGGACAAGUCAUUAGAAAAACUGGACGACACAAGAGUGGAGGACAUUGAACAUGCGCAUAUCAGACGAGAAACGUCAAUGUUCGGGAAGAAUGGCCUCGAUAUGCAUGAAAUGGCAGUCCUCUCUGCCGAGGAGAUGCGAGCUGAGCGACGUUUCGUGCUGAAGCUUGACCUAAUCGUCUUACCACUCAUCGCGGUGAUGUACUUUCUGGCUACUCUUGACCGAGGAGACAUCAGUAAUGCUGCUGUUGCGGGAAUGAAUGAUGAAUUACACAUCACUGCCCACCAGCUGAGUCAAUGCGUUGCCUUCUUUUACAUCGGCUACAUUGUCUGUCAGAUUCCUGGGAAUCUCUUCAUGAGAAUGAUUGGACCGAACAUCCAGCUGGGAUGUGCCAUGAUUGGGUGGGGGCUGGGAACUACUCUGCUUUGCGAGGCGAAAAACUGGCAGUCAAUUGCCGGCAUCCGGGUGAUGAUCGGCGCUAUUGAAGCAUUCAUACAGGCAGGGCCGUUAUACUUAACAUUGUGGUAUCGAAGAGAAGAGCUUGCAACUCGGGGGGCCAUCUUUUUUUCCAUGAUGGCUGUCGCCGGUAGCAUGAAUGGUCUAAUAGCGUACGGCGUCGAGUAUAAUUUGAAUGGCGUACACGGAUGGGGCGCCUGGCGAUGGAUCUUUCUCAUUGAAGGAAUUAUGUCCGUUGGCAUGGGCUUUGUUGUUCUAGCACUGCUUCCUUCUACGCCCGAGAAGACCACAUGGAUGUUCUCCGAGAAAGAACGGGAGAUAGCCAUGCGCAGGUCAAGGGAAGCCUUCAAUGUAGCUCAUACGAAGAUUGAGCCGAAGCAGCUCAUUGCUGUGGUCAAGGAUCCCAAAGUCGUUUUUGUAUUCGUGCAUGAAUAUCAGUCUGGCAUGCUUCUCAAGCUUCUUGCCGGUAAUGCUUCAUCUGCUUGGAUUUUCGACACUACGGACCCAGCUGUUGACAAUUCCAGUUCUAGAAAUCUCUCCUUUGGCAGUACAUUCUUGGUGGGAAUGGGUACAUACCCCGCCGUAGUUCUGAUUCAGAGCUGGAUGAAUUCCAAUAUCAUUGGAUUUACAAAGAGGUAUGAGAUUUGUCGUGAUGUUGCUGAUUAUCCUCCUACAAAUGCUGACUUUCCGAGCAGAGCCGGCUCAUUGGCCUUUAUUAUGGUCUUUGGACAAAGCUUUGCGCUCCUUGGAGCUGAAAUUUUCGACGACGCCCCCCAUUAUUACAGGGGUAAGGGGCUCUCGCUAGGUGCGAUGGUUGUUGCGCCUGUUGUCACAUUGCUGUUCAUGUUCUACUUGAGACGUGCGAAUGACCGGAAGAGACGCGAUCAGGACAGCGAGGAGGCGGCUGCAAAGCGGGCUCUGAGUUUGGAGGAGAUUUGCGAUGCCCACCCAGACUUUAUGUUCUGGUAUUAG